AUUCGAAGACAAAACACAGUCAAAUAUGUACCUUGGACUUUCCCAAACUGCAACAAUUUAUGAAAACCUAACUAGUGUGCCAAUACUUCAUUUGUUUACGUAAAAUUUGAAAGAAGAAACUGUAAGUCGUAUUUCAGUUUGUAUUAUCUUUGUGACGUUUCUUUUCUGUGGGGAAACUAGGGUACGCAACUCUUGUCACAACAAACAAGAUGGAGGCGUCUGCAGCCUACGAGUUCAAAGCAACUCAACCCGACGAACUUUCGUUUCCAAAGGAAGCCACAUUGAAGAUUCUCAACACUGAGGAUCCCCAGUGGUACAAGGCUGAGUAUGAGGGGCAUCAGGGCUACAUUCCUUCGAACUAUGUACACUUUGACGAGCCACAGUGGUACAAGGGCAAGAUUCCACGUUCAACAGCAGAAGAGAUGCUGUUAUCAGGCGGUUCGCAACCUGAUGGAGCUUUUGUUGUCCGCAAAAGUGAAUCGGAUGACAAUGGACACUCACUUUCUGUCAAAUAUGGAAAUGGCGUUCAACAUUUUAAGAUACUACAGGACCAGUCAUCAGGAAAAUACCAUCUGUGGAACAUGAAGUUUAAUUCCAUUAAUAAACUUGUUGCACACCAUCGAGAUAAGUCUGUUUCCAGACUUGAUACCCAACCAAAGAUCCUGCUAUGUGACAUGUCGUCAGGAGGAGGGGGAAUAGUGUGCAAGUGUCGUGCUGCAUACAACUUCGCACCGAGCGAUGCUGAGGAACUCAGCUUCCAGAAAGGGGAUGUUCUGAAUAUUUUGGAGAAGGUGGACGACAACUGGUGGCGUGGUGAGCUCAAUGGCAAUGAGGGACUCGUGCCAGCCAACUACCUGAAAGAGAUGUGAUUUAAACUCUGUUAAAGACUUCCGAUUAUGGGCAACAACUCUUGGUAUCUAUAGUGCCAUGGAUACUAAACACUCAAUACAUAUUUGUAUUUGUGAAAGAUAGUCACCAGCAAAUCCAAACCCACCACUAUAUAGAUUAAGAUUUCUCAUUUUAGUAUCUGGUUUUUUUUCACAAUUUAGACGUUUCCAUUUAUUUGUUUAUGCGUUUAUUUCUAAGCAAAAAACCUAAGCAUAGCCUCUUUUUGUAUUCAUAAUAUUUAUUUUCCAAUUGUAGAAUGUAUAUCUAUACUCGCUGUUUCUCAGGCAUUGGCUAUUUAGCUCACCUUACUAGGGUUCAUCUGAGCUUGAGUCAAGGCAAAGGAAGCAGUAUCUCCAUAUUUUGAGCCAAGAAAUUAUAUGUUGCAAAUAUCCAAAAGCUCAGGUGAGCUACAAGUAUCAUGGGUCAAUAGUUAUAAAAAUAUUGCAGACAGUUUACCACGAUAGUUUGAAAUUGAAUCUUUUUAUCCAAGAUCAGGAAUAAAUUAAUUUCAUGCAUAAAUGUUCCCAUUGAACACAAAGAGCAUGAGAGCCAAGUAUUGGUUUGCAGUAUUUAGAGAAAAGGUCAGAUUUUCUGAUGUUAGAAGGUGUAACAGUGAAGAUGAAUUUACCUGUAAUCCUUCGUUCUGUGUAGUAUAAUCAUUCCCAUUUAAGUGUGCUGUAUGUUGCACUGGUGCUUUGAAUUAUGAUAAUAAGUAUAUUAUCUGAACAUGUGAUAUAUGAAAACACUUAUAGACAUUAAUACUUAUUAAAUUGCCAAAAGAAGUGGUUUUGAAUGUUAACAGAUUUACCAGGACUUUUAUGAGGCCUUCUUUAACAUAGCUGUACUGUACAGAAGGAUUGUUUGUAUCACAUCACUGUCUGGUCAGUGGAUAUGUACUUGCUCAACUGACCUAAGGGUCCAUUUCAUACCAUGGGAUGAGAAAUUGCUGGCAUCAAGAUCUGAAGUUUUUGUAUUUUUGACUCCUGUUCAAGACAAACAAACCUCUUGGAAAAAAAUUAAAAAAGAGAUAUCUUCUUUACAUGAAUUAAUAACAUAGAUGAGCUCAGCUUUUUAUUUGUAAACUGUACUGGUUGCAUGGCAACGUGUACAACAUCUGAAGCCAUUUGACAUGUGGAAAAGAAGCUUUAGAAAUUGGAUGUUCAAAAUGUAAAACUAGCUUCAGUUUAUGGCAACUUUUGACUUGUUUUAUCAACUGGUUUGAGAUAUUUUGCGUAAUCAACAUGUCAAGAUUAACAUUUUCACAAGAACAGUGGAGAGAAAAUGCCUGAUGUGUUGCUUGUUCAUGUUGACUUUUUUAUUUUUAUUAUAGAGAGACUAUGAGCAGUUGAAAAUUGUAAUACAGACAUACAAGGAUAACAUAUUCUUCCACAAUGUCAAUUACAUACACAAAUUAUGUUUACUACUUGUGCCAUAUUCAGUUUAUUAACACCUUGGGGGCAUAAACAUUUUGAAUGCUGACAGCAUAUUGUAUAUUUGUAUCUAUUUGCUAUGCUAUACUUCUGAGUUCAUCAACAUAUGGCAAACAGAUACAGUUUUCAGUAGAAAGCUUCCAGCUAAAAGCACAAACAAAAGCAUGAUCAUGCAUGCACAUUUUAUAUCAGACUCACAGUUGAAUGUUUCUUUUAAUAUUUACAUGAUAUAGAAAUAAACAGACAUUUCUGAUAAUAUCAGUGCUCUAACUCUGCAUAAUAGAAUUAUUUAUUGUAGGAUAUUUACGAAAAUACUUUGUUAAAAACUUUUUCUUCAAUCUCAGUUGGGAUCUCAGACAUGGAAAAUAUGACAUAAAAAUAACAAAAACUACAGACAUGAAGGAAACCUGUUUGAACUUAUCAGAGGACACCUGUUGAACAGGUUGUUAACACACCAAAUACUGUAAUAUGUUGAUGGAUCCUUGUUGGAGGUCUUCAUCCUUCUGCUUAGUGCGUUGUUUAUAUUAAUCUUAUUUGUGCUAUUUUCUUUCAUUUUCCUGAGAACAAGUGUUCUUUUUUAUUCUUUUAUCUCACCACUUACCAGUAGUUUUUUUUGCAUUAGACAAGCUGUUCACCAGCUCCACAUUUACUAGAACAAGAAUGAUUUGAGAAUUAACUUCAAUUUUUGUUGUAUUCAUAGAAGUAUAAAUGUAAAUAACAGUGUCCAUGCUGUGUAAAUCUGCUUAGAUUUACCAAAGUGUGCACACUGGUUUUUAUGUUUAUGUUUUUAUAUAUUACAGCUGUACAGUGUUUUGUGUGUUAAUGUUUCAGACCUGUCAACCCCUCAUCAUGACAAUGUGGGAGAUUUGACUUCAAAAUGGGGGAGAUUUGACUCCAAAGGGGGAGAUUUUUAAGAUAGUGAAGAUAAGAUAAUUUCCAACUUUUAUUUUUAAUAAUGUUACAAAGAAAACCAAAUAUUUUGAAACAAUAAAUAAUCAAUAAGUUUCUUAUACGUACAGCUUGCUUAAUUUCCGUUUGCAUUUUCCUCCUCCAAAAAUAAACCCAGCACAAUCUACCCAUAUAACUUUCGUUCAAAGAUCAUCUCAGAUAAACGCUAACAGAUAUUGAAAUUUCACAAUCGGUAGCUUGACCAGUUGACGACGUGUUCAAUCCGACCAGUUGUCAGGCUUCGUUACGAUGCAGGUUUUCUGAGUAUUUGGCGCGAUGUUGGUUACAAAAUUCGCCAAAGAAAUAUCAAAUGCAUUUAUCCUGACGCAACAUCAUCGCCCUUAAUUUCAAUAAGAUAUACUGGGUUUUUUUCUGUCUGCGGCAGUCUGUUGACAGUCCCAUUACUUAGCUCCUUAAAUUUCCUAGAAAUGUUCAUGUUAUUCCAUUCCAAGAAAUGUAUGCCAUAUUUGGAAGUACUAUUACGUUUUACUACAAUUUAUGAAUGAAAUAAGUCUCGUUGUCGUUGUUGACCUUUCUGACCUUGAUGUGUAUUAAUCUCAUUGGUUGACUAGUACUGUUGUAUGCAAAUUAGAUUGCAGAUCUGGGACGCAAGCAAACUAUUAGCCAAUCAAAUCGUGUAAAAUAAUCACGACACAUUCUCGCGAAAUUUGAUAAAGUUCUGUUUUGAUAUUUUCUGUGCACACAAGUCACGAUGUCAGUCAAAAGGAAAUUUAUAAGUUUCACUUUAAACUUUGACUUUGAAAUCCUAUCUGUGAGGAAGCCUGAUCGUGUAACUCAUUGUUAUUUCGACUACCGAAUCAACCAAUCACGCAUAGUGUUGUUUCUGAAGACGGCGCUUGCAGGACAUAUUUUGUUUUUAUUUCCAAGAGUUCAAUGACGUAACUUUGAGGUAUGUUGAUGUUUUAACAAAGUUUCUGACAAAUCUGAUAACCAAUAAAGUUAUGUAUAACUGGACUGGCCAUAUGUAUCUACGUUCUUAAAUUAUGGAAGAAUAAACACGCUAAGAACAUGAAGACAACAGUUCAUUUCAUGAAGUGAUGAAUACUUGGCUGAUUUUUCAUUACAAGUUCAACCCUUUAGGCACCUGUUAGGACUAUCCGAGUUUUCUUAACAGUUUACAUUGUUCAAUCGUUCACCAUAUGAAUUUAAUUACCAGUUGAUUACUGGACAAAGGCCCAUCUGGGUCCCCCUGCGGGUGGCUGUGAUAAGGGUCGCUAAUCCGGGAGCCUACCGGACAGAUCAGGACGCAAACUUCCCGUUCAUUGUUUUCACUCACGGGACAAUGGAGGCGAUUUUUUUAAAUAAUGAAAAAAUUCUGUUUUGCGGGAGAAAUUGUCCAUCUUGCGGGAGACUGGGAGAUUUCAUCAAAUUGCGGGAGUCUCCCGCAAAAUGCGGGAGGGUUGACAGGUCUGAUGUUUAAGUAGGAAGAUUGUGAAGUUAUUAUUUUUUUUGGCAAAACUAAUUUCAAUAUUUGUUUGUGUUUAUCGAGUUACAAAUGUAAAGAAAACUGUAUGGACACUGUCUAAGUCCAUGUAAAUCUGUCUAAAUCCGCUUAUUUAAUCAUUGACACACAAAAAUACUGUCAACACCAAAUCAAUGACAUUGUUCAGCAUAAUAAUGCAGCACAAGCCCCUCCCAUUCUAUUUUCAGCCAUUCAGGAAACAGUAGUACGUUAGUGGGUAUGGCAUAAUAUUUUGCAAAAAGCAUUUCUUGGUUAGCCAAUCAAAUGACACUUAUAUGUAUCUAUAUUUUUAUCACCAGAUUUAGAAAAGAACCAACCCUUUAGGUAUAUGAGAAGUAUUGAAACACAGCCAGUACAUAACUGUUAAUUGAUGAUGAUAUUUCAUCCAGGUAACUGUGAUUCCACAGGAGUGUGUUGUCAUAAUCAAAACUGUCUUACGUUAAGUCUGCACGUUCUGUGAAUGCUUGAUAAACCUGUUGGUGCAAAUAAAGGACAAGAGGGAGGCGGUGACAUACCUCCGAAAUACCAUCACAUUUAAGCCUCACACAAAUAACUUAUCAUUUGCAUUGUAACUACACAAAAUGAUAUGUUCCCGCCAAUGUUUGCCAUUAUGAUGAUAUGAUAUCAACUUCAAUGUACAGUGAAACCCCUUUAAUCCAGUUACUUGUGAAUUGUGUGAUUAAUGUCCAGAUGUUUCUUUUGUCUGUUUGUCUGUUCUUUAACGCCGCACACAGCAGAAUUCCAGCUGGAGCAGACAAUCCAGUGAUUGACAUCAUGAACAUUGAUCACCCACGCUACUGGAAAACGAUGACAUGCACGUUUGUUGCCCCUUACAAGCAUGGGUUGGUGAACACACAAUUCUGACCCAGAUCUUCUUGGGGGAAUUUUAAUGUGUUGUUCCUGACAUAACUUGUCCUGCAGGCAGGGUUACCAGACUUACAAGGUUUCACUGUAUGAGCCCUUGAGCUGUUGAUAAAAUAAUUAGUCUAUCAUUCUCUCCGAUUAUGUUUCUAGGUUUGUCAGCACCAUACCUGUGCUCAUGGGUUUCACCAAAGUGGUAAACGUCUGAGACCUGCAUUACUUCGGGCUUUCCUCCCACAUUAAGCUGACAUGCCGUGAUGUAAAUGGAAUACUAUUCAAAGCUGUAUUAAAACCAACUAACUCACUCACUCAUAUCAGCUUAAUGCUACUUAGAAAUUAGUCAGUAACUUUAGUAUCAUUAUAUAAAAUAACUGUAUAAAACACUGUCGACAUAUCAGCUGUGAUAGAGAUUGAUGCUGAUGCUGAAGUCAGGGCAGCUCUUUUUUUCAGCAACAAAUAUUUUUAAUGUUCGUGCAAGCCAUCUGGCACAAGUGUUUCAAGGUUAAAAAAUCAGGGUUUUGUUUGAAAUUUUAUUAAAAACAGUGACCAUAUCAUGCCAUUCCAGUGUAAUGUGUUCGAAUUGUGAUAUUACGAUAAAACAUUCAGAUUAAUCACUGUUUAAUUUUGAUAAUGUAGCUCAAAGUUCAAGUUAUCAGGAAUUAAGUUUGACAUGUCAUUGCCAUUUUGCGAUUAUUAUCAAAGGUUCUACCGCCUGCCAUUCAAAUUUAAAGCUGAGUUCAAGGCAGAUUUAAUGGUUGAUGGGUAACUCAGCUAAAUGUUCAGUUUUCCAGCCAAAGACACGGUUUGAUUCCUCUCAUGGAUCAUUGUGUGCAACACAUUCCAAUGCUAGAAAUACCACAGUAUUGCUAUCAGCAGAGAAAGACAUUUUCACUCACUCACUCACUCACUCACUCACUCACUCACUCACUCUUUCACACAUUCACACACUCAAGACAGAUUAGGUAAGUUUCUAUCCCAGAUUAGGUAAGUUUCUAUCCCAGAUUUUAAGACAUGAUAUGGGACUGGUGGUGUCGGGGAAGAAUACAUCUUGAAAUUGAAGUGCCAAACUGAUUGUUUGAAAUAAAGCAUGUUAAGUGCUAUGCCUGUGUCAGUAUGGUUGUGUGUGUACACCCAAGUUGUCUCCCUUGUUGCUGGUCAGUCCAUAAUGGUGUUUUAGCGUGUACAUUAUUUAUGCCAUGCUUCCAUGUGUGUAUGUAGUUUGUCGGCAUAAGUGUUACUUUGGACACUGCUAUGUCUAUUAUCUUUGUGACAGUCUUAUCUGUAUAUUUCUUAAUGUCUCUUGUGUGUCAGAUGAUGUGUUUAAAAGAUUUCAGUUGUUUAAUUUUUGGAACAAAAUUUUAUUUUUUUCUAAAAUAAAUAUUUUUUGUUAUAUCUUAUCAUUUACUUAGGACAUUUGCUUGAAAGAGGUCAUACACUAAAUAAAACUGAUCUAUAUGAUACAGACAUUGUAACAGCCCAUGGGUGGUCCAGUCGUGUAAGAUGCUGCGGUUUGCUGUGCAGCGUUGCAUCCCUUAGUUAUACCAGAAUCCUAAAUAACCUCCUUGGCAAAGCAAUCUUAGUGCUACAUCUGUUGUAAGUCUGUGUUAAGGUAUGUGAGUCCCACAAAGCACAAUGUUCGCUUUGUGGAACGAGCCCCUGCACUGCGUGCAAUUCUAAGCAAUGAUGUCUUCAUUGGACACUGCUAUGUCUGAUAUGUCUUUAUAUAUGCUGGAGACAAGCUACAUUGGGCUCAUUUCCAGAAACAGCUGACAGUUAAUAAGGACCUGGGCAAUUUGUCUAUCUUGAUGGAUGUCUCAUUCUGUUAUAUAAUACCCAACUAAGGAUACUGUGCAAGCUCACAAAAAUCUGGAGACACCAGCAUUUAUACUUUUGUUUAUAGUUUCUUGAAAUGAAGCUUAACAUGCAUUUGUGUCAUGCCCAAAUCGCAUCUUAUUCAUACGCCAACAUCUCCAAACAACUAGUCUGAUUUUUUCCCCAUCUGGACACUCAGAAUAUCCCUGUCAAAUGUUGAGUAGCAUACAUUACAACAGAGGUACUGCUGCCUAUAUUUGUCAUAUUGAUUUACUGACAGGCUCAUGAAAGACGGUACCUCAGAAUUUGUUUCUUUAUUGAUAGUAACUGUAACAUAUCAUUAAUUUGUUGUUUUAAACAGGUUUACUAAGGUUACAAUGACUUUGACAAUCAACAAGAAGAAACAUGUUUGUGAUUUAUUAGAUUUUAAUGAUUUUAAAUUUAUGUAGAAAUCAACCAUAUUUUUUAUUGAUCUCCACGUGUCAAAAUACUCAACAUAACUUUAUAAGCAUUCAAAUUGACAAGACAAGACUUGUCUUCUUGCAUUCAAAUUAUUGAAAAUUGACAAUGUCUUCAUGUUUUAAUAUAUUUUUUGAAGGGCUCUUUCUGUAAGAUUGUCACAUAACAUGGCGUGCAUAAUGUAAUGAUGAUGUCACUUUGUGACAGAAAUUGUGUAAAAUUUUGAUGUCUGAAAUCAGGAUUCCGGUGGCCACCACAGGGUAGGUGUUGUUGGGUUAUGGUCUUGACCCAUCACAUUUUCUGUAGAAUUUGACUGAUUUGUAAAAUGCGUAGAGUACUGAUUUUGUAUGAUUAUUAAAAGGUCAACAAAUGUAUUUUUCGGUCAGAAGAGUUUCUUUUUCUAUUUUUUUAUAAGUCAUAUAUUUUUCAUGUUUAUUUAAUAGGAAAUUAACCUCAAUCAAUCAGACACUUUUUAUUUAUUUUAUUUGCAUUGGUAUGAUUGAAAAGAAAUUGAAGUGGUCUAGCCUUAAAUGGGUUAUAUACACGACAUCCAAUGGAUUACACUGACUUUGAUAUUACUGAGCAUGUCUAUUAUCACUGAGUCUUUAUAGAAUAUCUUGUAAUGUAAGCACGAGAUUGUACAUGUUACUUUGGACCACUCUCCUGACAUGCCAUUUUAUAAACCCAGUGAUACACUGGGGAAAGCAGUGUUAAAACAUGUAGUUUGAAUGGUGAAAAAGAUAUAAUUUGUUUUGUUUGAUCUGUUUUUUAGAAGAUGUUUGAUAAUCUGAUUACACUUGCUGCCAGACUCCGUUAUUGAUUUAAUGACCGAAUACUUUCACAAAUUAAUCUUUUAUCUUGUCUCCUGGAUAUAUCACUUCAAAACCUGUAUGCCGAGGAGUACUUUACCAUGUCUGUUAAUCUGUCUGGAGAUUCUUUUGACUUUACCGGUAUGUCAUUAUCACUACUUUUUGCAUUCCACCACGUUAUACUAUUAUGCCAAAACUUUUUAAAAUAUUGUCAUGAUAUUUCUGAGACAUUCCUUUCCUAACUCCAUAUCUUUCAAAUAUGUACACAUAUCAGCUGCAUAGUCAAUCAUGCACAUGUGUGUGACGUGACCAUAUGUUGAUGUGAUGUCACCAUGCAGAUGUUUGACAUGUGACAUACAUAUGGUGACACUGACAUGCAUAUCUGACACCUAACCAUGCAUACAUAUGUGACCAUGCAUAUUUGUUACAUGUUGUCAUUCAUAUAUGUGACUUGUAAGAUGCAUAUUUGUUACAUGUAGUCAUUCAUAUAUGUAACAUGUGACAUGCAUAUUUGUGACAUGUUAAGUGUAUUUCUGACAUGACCUGCAUAUCUGACCAUGCAUAUUUGUUACAUGUCAUUAUUCACAUAUGUGACAUGUAACAUACAUAUUUAUGAUGUGACAUAUGACAUGAAUCUUUGUGUGACAUACUUACAUGUGACAUGUCCAUGCAUAUAUGUGUGACAUACAUAAUAGAGAAAUGUGACAAUGAAUUCAUAUUUGACAUGAGAUCAUGCAUACACGUGAAGUAUGACACAAUUCAGAUACUGUACAUAUAUAUGUGUGACCAGGCACUUGACUUAAGACACAUGAACGUAAUCAGUGUUAAAUCAAUGCAACACAGUCUUGUAUUUUACAGAUUUAUCAGAUAUAUAGCAUUGCUCUUGUAACUGACAUAUGGCACUACCAUUAUUCACAGCACUGGUGAAUGCAUGCUCUCCCACAACUAUUUUGUCUCAGGGACGAACCAUUUAAUAUCCGGGGUUGAUGGGGUGUUAGGGUGGGGUGGGGAGGAUUUGUGUCAUGGACAGAAUAGUGGUGAGGGUCACUGCUUCAUGACCAACAUUCUUUUUCUUUGGAACAAGGAGCUGAAUACAUGUGUUUCAACAAACAUUUUAUUUAGGUAAUCCAGCAUGUACAAAAUGAUUCUUUUCCUGGUAUUUCUUGGAAAAAAAAUUUCAUUAAAAAGAAUACCAUUAACACCACCACCUACCCACAACCCCCCAAUUGAAACUUCAAGUGGUUUGUCCCUUGUAUAUUUUUAUACACUUGUAUUUUUAAUUUUGUCUCUGUUGUGUUUUUGACAAACAUUACAGUAGUGUUUGUACCAGGACUGUUCAGGUGCUUGUUUGUUUGCAUUUUCAAUGCACUGGUUGUAGACCAGUGUGCUUAUACAAUUGUGUUUCUACACAUGUCUGUCGUGCACCAUCCAUCAUGCCACCACCUCAAGUUAGCAUUGAAGAAUUUAGGCACAAAUAAUUGAGAACAAUCUCUCAUGAAAGGAAGCACUUCGCUAUGAGUGGGUUUUUUGGAUAGUUUUAUGAAAUUCAUAAGCCAUUGAUAUUUCUCUUAAAAGAUUAGAAAUAUUGGUGAAAAGUAACAAUAUCAGGUCAUAUGAAAAUGACCUGACAAGUUUUCAGACAGUAACAUUAACAAGUAUUGACAAUAUUUAGAUUUCCAACUAUAUCUCAAUUUGUGGUCAGGCCAUACAUAUGAAUGGGCAGGUACAAUACAAAACCAGUUGAGCACCAACCUGCAAUGUUUUAUUUUUGAUUGUGUUCUAAAUUAUAAUAUGCCUGUGACAUCAGUCGGUUAAUGAAGACAGAGAACUACAGAGAGGGUGACUCCAUUUAUGAAUCUCGAGCAGCGACCUCCAUAUUUGGUUCAUAUACGUCAAAAAGAAAUAGUUUUUCUGUCAGUAAGGUAUGCCUCUUAUUCAAUAGAAGAGAAAACUGUUUGAUACAGCUUAAGAGGUCAACAAUCAUGAGGCUGUUAUGUACCAUAUGUGGAAAAGUCAUUUGUAUCGUUUGUUUGACAUGUGUAUUGUAUUGAUAGCUGUACAUCAGUCUUGUAAGAUUGGGCCAUUCUGCUAUGUAAUGUAUGUUUCGUGAUUCAACAAGGAGUAGAAUGAAUUCCAUAGUAUUGCUACAUAGACAAGUAUGAUGACAUUCCAUUUCUGUUUGAAAAAAUGAAAUGAUUGUUAUGUGUCACAGUUUCUUUCAGAAAGUAAACGUCAAUUAUAUAAA
Haliotis rufescens (red abalone) is the source of this 10935-nucleotide messenger RNA. Its product is annotated as growth factor receptor-bound protein 2-like. Gene Ontology annotation, molecular function: protein binding. The coding region runs from base 210 to 869 and encodes 219 amino acids. Lineage: Eukaryota; Metazoa; Mollusca; Gastropoda; Lepetellida; Haliotidae. The transcript is spliced from 5 exons. The record is from RefSeq and is a predicted model, not a curated record.